AUGGCAACGGCCUGGAGAAGAAGCACACUCUGUUUCCGUGAGCGAUGGCCACUGCACCAUCCCCAGUACUACCGCUGCUACUAUCAGCUUCCAGCUGAUCUUGUCAUGCUUUGUUGGCUCAUCAUGAUGGCCUUCUUUCUUGUGGAGGUAGCUGGAGUACUAGAAGGGAGAGUGAGCAGCGAGGGAUGCUUGCCGAGGGAGAAAGAUGCUCUCUUGCUUUACAAAGCCGCCAUCGAAGAUCCUUCCGACCGCUUGUCUUCGUGGCAGGAGGCCCAAGGAGACGACUGCUGCGCAUGGACUGGCGUAGUCUGCUACAACAGAACGGGCAGAGUACGAGUGGCCGAGCUCAACCUUCAAAAUCCGAUUGGUGGCCAACUCAAUUGGUGGGAGUACAGUUUGAGGGGUGAGCUGCUGCAUCCUUCAUUAUUGUCUUUAUCUCACUUGCAAAGCUUAAAUCUCAGUUUCAAUGACUUUGAGGCCACCCAAAUUCCACCUCUCGUUGGUUCUCUUCACAAACUCAGGUAUCUUGAUCUUUCUGAGUCCAACUUCAGUGGAAACAUUCCCCUUCAUCUCGGAAACUUAACUGAUCUUCGUUAUCUCGAUCUCAAUUCAUAUUAUUUUCCUAUAGUUAGCCAGAGCCUAGACUGGCUCUCCGGCCUUUCUUCUUUGAUUUAUCUGGACAUGUCCUAUUUGGAUCUCAGCGCUGCCUCCCAUAAUUGGAUAUCAGCAGUCAACAUGCUACCUUCCCUACAACAUUUAUAUUUAUUUGAUUGUAAAAUUAAUAAUAUCCCUCUUUCUCUUAGUUUCCAUCUCAACCUCAGUACUUCUCUUGUGGAUCUUAAUCUUGGUUUCAACAACUUCAACUCUUCUUUUCCUAACUGGUUCUGGAAUCUCACCAGCCUCUCGUCUCUUCAACUUUCAGAGUGUGAAAUUGGAGGAAUGUUGCCUAUUGAAAUUGGCAACUUAAUUAGCCUCACACAUUUUGAUCUUUCUCUGAAUUUGCUCUCUGGUCCCCUACCUGAUACGUUAUGGAAAUUGAAGCAUCUAAAAUUCCUCGACCUGAACCAUAAUUUACUUGGAAACUCUUUACCAAUGGGGAUUAUGAAUCUAUCAAGCUUAUCAACACUGCACCUUAAUAAUUGGUCGUUACCACCAACGUUAUUCACACCAAAAUUACAACAUUUGAUUCUCUCACAUAAUCAUAUUAAUGGAAGCAUACCUCCUAAUAUUUGUAAGUUUCAUACUUUUCGACACCUCAACUUAUCAAACAACCAAAUAUUUGGAGAAAUUCCCCGGUGUUGGCAGAAGGGCUCAUUUAUUCGAUAUAUUAAUUUGGGAAACAAUAUGGUCUUUGGAGAAAUUCCAAGUUCUCUUGGCAACUUGAUGAAGCUUGAGUUCCUGCACUUGAAUAACAACAAUUUAAAAGGGCAUCUUCCAUCAUCAUUGCAAAAUUGCAGUCGGUUAUUGAUUGUUGAUUUCGGUGACAACAAAUUCUCUGGAAAUAUACCUUCGUGGAUUGGGCAAAGUUGGCAGCGGUUGCGUAUUCUCCGAUUGUCCUCAAAUAUGUUCAAUGGCAAUAUUGAUUCACAACUUGGGUAUUUGAGGGAUCUUCAAAUCAUUGACUUUGCAAAUAACAAGUUAUCAGGGACAAUACCACAUUCUUUUGGAAAUUUCAGCACAAUGAUUUCGUCAUCAGUUGAACUACUUCCUUCCUUUGAUGUACCAAUGGAAAUACUAGAAGUAGUCGAAACUUGUAGCGGAAGUGAAAGCAUUACUUUAGUUACAAAAGGAGACCAACUUACGUUUUCAUCUAUUCUUUAUCUUGUGAAGAGUAUAGAUCUUUCAAACAAUGAAUUGACAUAUGAGAUUCCCGAAGAAUUAGGAUAUCUUGUUGGACUGCACACUUUGAAUUUAUCAAGAAACUACUUCAAAGGCAAGAUACCAGAUAGCAUCAGCAAAAUGAGUUCAUUGGAAACUUUGGAUCUGUCCUUCAAUAAUUUAUCAGGGGUUAUUCCUCAAGGUUUAUCACAACUAAAUGCUUUGAGCCAUUUGAAUUUGUCUUAUAACAACCUAUCUGGAAACAUUCCUUCUGGGAAUCAACUUCAAACAUUGGAUGAUGUAUCCAUUUAUAUUGCUGGAGUAGAAGGGAGAGUGAGCAGCGAGGGAUGCUUGCAGAGGGAGAGGGAUGCUCUCUUGCUUUACAAAGCCGCCAUCAAAGAUCCUUCCGGCCGCUUGUCUUCAUGGCGUGCCCAAGUGGACUGCUGCGCUUGGACUGACGUAGUCUGUCACAACACAACGGGCAUCGUGCGAGUGGCGGAGCUCAACCUUCAAAAUCCAAAUGCAAACCAAGACGAUAAUCUGUGGGAGACGGCUUCGAGGGGUGAGCUGCUGCAUCCUUCAUUAUUGUCUUUAACUCACUUGUGA
Messenger RNA from Zingiber officinale, 2424 nucleotides. Its product is annotated as receptor-like protein EIX1. NCBI's taxonomy places the organism in Eukaryota, Viridiplantae, Streptophyta, Magnoliopsida, Zingiberales, Zingiberaceae. The coding region runs from base 1 to 2424 and encodes 807 amino acids. The transcript has 3 exons. Gene Ontology annotation, molecular function: protein binding. The record is from RefSeq and is a predicted model, not a curated record.